Messenger RNA from Tripterygium wilfordii, 1325 nucleotides. RefSeq names its product protein trichome birefringence-like 31. Gene Ontology annotation, molecular function: O-acetyltransferase activity. NCBI's taxonomy places the organism in Eukaryota, Viridiplantae, Streptophyta, Magnoliopsida, Celastrales, Celastraceae. Gene Ontology annotation, cellular component: Golgi apparatus. The record is from RefSeq and is a predicted model, not a curated record. The transcript has 5 exons. Bases 16 to 1266 code for a protein of 416 amino acids.
UCAAUCUAUCUUUCAAUGAAAAAUCUACCUACACUGGAUCGCCGGAUCCAAUCUCUGUUUCCGAUUGCAUUGGCGUUGCUACUUGUCUUGGGAAUCGCACGACUAGUCCUAGACAACUUGAAGAGCAACCAGAGCCUUGUUUUCUUGUCAUAUGGCAGGCAAGAAGGUGACAACAAGUAUAGAGAACCUGUGUUUGUUAAACCUGAAGAUUUGGUGAAUGAAGGAUGCAAUGUUUUUGAAGGAAAAUGGGUUUGGGACAAUGUGUCAUAUCCUCUUUAUACAGAAGAGAGUUGCCCUUACUUGGUGAAGCAGACUACUUGUUUGAGAAAUGGAAGACAUGACUCCUUCUACCAAAACUGGAGAUGGCAGCCUAAUCAAUGUAAAUUGCCGAGGUUUGAUCCAUUGAAGCUACUGCAAAUUUUGAGGGGCAAAAGACUGAUGUUCAUAGGAGACUCAGUGCAGAGAGCACAGUUUGAAUCUAUGGUGUGCUUGGUGCAGUCAGUGAUUCCUGAUGGAAAGAAGUCCUUUGACAGAAUUCCUCCCAUGAAAAUCUUCAAAGCUAAGGAGUUCAAUGCAUCGAUCGAGUACUACUGGGCGCCAUUUAUCGUCGAGUCCAUUUCAGAUCAUGCCACAAACCAUACUGUUCGAAAACGACUAGUUGACCUCGACUCCAUUGCCAAACAUGGCAAGAGCUGGGAAAGUGUAGAUGUGUUAGUAUUUGAGAGCUAUGUGUGGUGGAUGUACAAGCCUGUCAUCAACGCGACAUAUGGAUCUCCGGACGAUAUUCAGGAAUAUAAUGUCACCACUGCUUACAGAUUGGCACUAGAAACUUGGGCAAAGUGGCUUGAAUCCAGCAUCAACCCUAGAAGGCAAAAUGUGUUCUUCAUGAGCAUGUCUCCAACACAUUUGUGGAGCUGGGAAUGGAAACCUGGAAGCGACGGAAACUGUUUCGACGAGUCAUACCCUAUUGAAGUUCCAUGGUACUGGGGCACCGGCUCAAACCUCGAAAUCAUGGGAAUACUUCACAAUGUCUUGGAAGGAUUGAGGAUCAAUGUAACAUUAUUGAACAUCACACAGUUAUCAGAGUACAGAAAAGACGCUCAUACGUCUGUUUAUGGCGAACGCAAGGGUAGACUCUUGACGAAGGAACAAAGGUCUGAUCCGAAAAAUUUCGCAGAUUGCAUUCACUGGUGUUUACCAGGAGUUCCUGAUACAUGGAAUGAGAUUUUGUACUCUUAUUUGUUGCGGAAACAUCGAAAUUUUUAGUAAAUUAUUCACAAAGUGGAGAAGCAUGAUAAUCUGAGAGACAUUUCCCUGCACAAGCA